This is a messenger RNA of Aspergillus tanneri, 465 nucleotides long. RefSeq lists its product as uncharacterized. NCBI's taxonomy places the organism in Eukaryota, Fungi, Ascomycota, Eurotiomycetes, Eurotiales, Aspergillaceae. The record is from RefSeq and is a predicted model, not a curated record. The transcript has a single exon. Bases 1 to 465 code for a protein of 154 amino acids.
AUGUGGUGGACACCCGCGACUCAGCCUCAGCCGUUCACCAACUUACCGCCACCAUCCUCGGACGAGAUCGAUGCCAUAGUUGCCGUCGCGAAAGGCUUUCUUGCUGCGCUGAAUACGAAAUCCCUAGUCGAGUUCGAUAAGUACUGCGUUCGAGCAGGAGGGAUGGCUCUCUGCCCACCGCCCCCUACGCUUCCUCGAUUCUGUACUAUUGGCGCGUUUGCAGAGCAGAUUGCCAGGGUGACGGAUGAAAUCGACGAACGCAUCUGGGAUCUGGAAGUUAAGGCAUAUGGAUUCGGUAACCUAGCCGCCGUGUGGGCACCAUUCAGGGCGAAGAUAAAUGGGAUCGUGGACCAUGUGGGAGUCGAGCUGUUUGUUCUCCAUAAGUUGAAUGGUGAAUGGAAGGUGACGGGUCUGGCUGACUCAUGUAGACUGCCAACGGAGGAAGAGAAACAAUUACUUGUCUGA